AUCAGCUUCAUAAAAAAAACUAUCAGUCAAAUACACAACUUCGUUCGAAUGUGCACGUACUCCGAUAAAAGCGUAAAAUUACAAAAUUACGCAAUUCUCGAAUGAAAAUAACUAAAAAGGCUCGGGAUUCAGUGAAAAUAUCGUUUCUCAAGGCAAGUCGUUCGUUAUAUUAAAAGAUGUGUCCGUUUUCGGGUUUACUGCAAUUUUUUAUUCUCCUCAUAACUCUGCUCUUGGUGUGCCAUGCUGUCGUCGUCAACAGCUUCAAAGUUACAUUUAAUCCCAAUGCUACAAAGAUCAAAAUGUACGAACAUGCAGUCGUGGAGUACAAAAUUGAACCAGAAGGUAGCUCUUCGGAAUACAUACUCUACAGCGAAAAUCCCAACGUGGCAUCGUUGGAUAAAGAAUACCUCAUAUCGAACAUGCAGGGGAAAUUCAACAUAUCCGGCAACUUCUUAGGCAAAACGGUCGUUUCGGUUAGAGACAGGAACUCGCCGAAGAAAAUCGCCGACGGCGUGAACGUGACUGUAGUAAGAAAAAAACGACCCAUCGAUAUCGCAUUUACGGCGAGCGUGGUCAUUUUAAUCAGCAUACUGUACGUUAAUUUCGGCUGCGCCAUGAACUGGGGCGAUUUCAAGGGGAUUCUAAAGAAGCCCGUCGGACCGGCCAUCGGGCUAUUCGGCCACUUCUUCAUUAUGCCAUUGUUGAGUUACUCGUUGGGACUUCUGCUGUUUCCCAACAACCACGAGAUGCAGCUGGGGCUGUUCUUUACGGGCGUGUCGCCGGCAGGGGGCGCUUCCAACGUAUGGGCAGUACUGCUGGAAGGCAAUUUGAACUUGUCCGUUUCCAUGACUGCCGCCAGUACUAUAGCAGCCUUCGGAUUUAUGCCAUUGUGGAUUUUCACUUUAGGUAGGGUGAUAUUCCAGAACGCGAAAUUAGAAGUACCUUACACUCACAUAACGGAAUACGUGAGCGCUUUGGUCAUACCAUUGGGCAUCGGUUAUCUUAUUCAGAGGUACUUCAAGAACAUCGCCCAAUUCAUGACGAGAAUUAUCAAGGGAUUUUCGUCCUUGUUGAUACUGUUCAUCAUUGUAUUCGCCAUAGUUACCAAUUUGUACCUUUUUAAACUGUUCUCGUGGCAGAUAAUACUCGCCGGUAUGGGUAUACCUUGGGUAGGUUACUUGGCGGGAUAUUUGCUGGCUAAAUUAAUGGGCAGAAACGCCGCGGAUUGUUUAACAAUAGCCAUAGAAGUCGGCACUCAAAAUACAGGCAUUGCUAUAUUUUUACUGAGGAUGGCCUUGCCGGAACCUGAAGGGGAUCUCACAACGAUUGCGCCUGUAGCGGUGGCCGUUUUGACGCCGUUUCCUCUACUAUUCAUAUAUUUCGUCAAAAAAAUUAGAACGCGAUUUUAUCAUUCUCAUAUGAAGUUAUCGACUGAUGAGAAUAUUAAAACGGAUCAAAACAGUAACAGUCAUGCCAAGCCGGCACAGUUACAAAUCGCUCCUUAAACGGAAAGGAAUUUGUUUUGAGUGUUAGUUGUUUUAGUAUCAAGUUUGAAUAAAAUAUCACUUUUUUAAACCAGUGUAAUUUGUGUUGCCUAAUAACGCACUAGUGUAUCUUGAUUUUGACGUUUCGUGUUU
Messenger RNA from Phyllotreta striolata, 1637 nucleotides. NCBI's taxonomy places the organism in Eukaryota, Metazoa, Arthropoda, Insecta, Coleoptera, Chrysomelidae. The record is from the annotation of a GenBank genome assembly.